GCUAGAUUCAUAUUCUAAUAUUCACAAGUCACAACCAACCCCAAAACAAAAGAUUGAAUUUUUCUCUCAACCAAAAUGGCAACAAAGUUAACUCUUCUCUUCCUUCUCUCAACUCUCCUCAUAAUUGCAACUUCAACACCAACAAAUUUCAUAAAAUCCUCAUGUAGCACAACAUCAUAUCCAACACUUUGUGUUGAAUCACUCUCCAGCUAUGCAUCAACAAUCCAACAAGAUCCUCACCAAUUAGUCCAAACAGCUUUAUCACUUAGCCUCAACAAAACUCAAUCCACUAAAAGCUUUGUUACAAAAUGCAAAAGUUUUAAGAAUCUUAAACCAAGAGAAUAUGCUGCUCUUCAUGAUUGUGUUGAAGAAAUCACUGAUAGUGUUGAUAGACUUAGCCGUUCAUUAAAAGAGCUUAAACUUUGCAAGGUUAGUGGUCAAGAUUUCAAUUGGCAUAUAAGCAAUGUUGAGACAUGGGUGAGCUCAGCUUUGACUGAUGAAAGUACUUGUAGUGAUGGAUUUGGUGGAAAAGCACUUGAUGGAAGAAUGAAAGCUUCUAUUAGAUCUAAAAUGGUUAAUGUUGCUCAAGUUACUAGUAAUGCUCUUUCACUUAUCAAUCAAUAUGCUACUAAUCACUAGUAAGAUUAUUUUUCUAGCGUGAAUUGGAUAUUCUCUGCGCGCAACUGCAGAGACUAAUCUCAUUUUAACCUAUAGAAAUCUAAGUUUUUGCUUUUAAGGUUGUUGAGAAUCACUUAAUUGUGGUUGGUUUCUUUUUUGUUUGUUUUGUUAAUUUUAUUUUAUGUGACGUGUAAUGUAAUUACAUCUUAUAUAUAGAAUAUGAAUCUUUGUGAUA
Molecule: messenger RNA, 853 nt
Organism: Trifolium pratense (red clover)
Lineage: Eukaryota; Viridiplantae; Streptophyta; Magnoliopsida; Fabales; Fabaceae
Product: 21 kDa protein-like
Exons: 1
Coding region: 76-639 (187 amino acids)
Biological process (GO): negative regulation of catalytic activity
Molecular function (GO): enzyme inhibitor activity
Source: RefSeq, a predicted model, not a curated record